AUGUGGGUUUCAGGUGUUGAGCAACAAUUACAACAGCAAACGAUAACCAUUAAAAAAUAUGGUGCUACAAGCGGCAGCAGUGGUGCUGGUGGUGUUGGUGGUGGUGACGCAGAAAGCACACUGUCCAAUAUAACUUCCAUACACUCACAAUUACAAUCUCUCAACGAAACAUGUGAUGAUACACAAAAAUAUUAUACUAGCAGUCAGCAAUUUCAUCAAUCAGCGAGUAGUAGUGAGAAAAUAAUUAGACCACAAGUUUUACGAGCCAUGAAUAAACAUUCGGUACUAUUGCAAGAGUUACAUCAACGUCAAACACAAGUAGCCACAAGUAGAAGUACACUACUAACAACGGCUACCAAUACCGGCCAGCAACAUUUGCCGGUAACCGGUUGCACAGCAACAUUUACUAUCACUACAAAUACAGUGACUGCAAAUACUAGUACUAAUGCUGCAGCAGCUACAACGGCUAAUAUCACCGCCGCCGCAGUUGCUGGCGUUGUAUCACCCAAUAAAGUGGCCACACAAAUGACAAGUGGUGGUGGUGGUGGUGGUGGCGCUAGUGGCAAGACUGCGACCAUACUUGUUUCAAAAUCAAAAACUAAAACUGGUUUACCGCUACUAUUAAAAAACUCCAUAAAUAAUUAACAUCAAUAACAAUGAGAAAGGAUAGAAUUUACAACAUUAUAUUUAAAAUUAAUACUAACGAAUGUUGAAUAUGGAAAUUUUUAUUGUGAACUUUUUGUGGCGAAACUGAAAUGAUGCUGAAAAAACAAACGUACGUAAAUCAACGACCAACACAACCUGUGCCCAAUAUUUAAGAAUUUAUAAUCAUACAACACAUACAUACAUCAUCAUAUACAAACAUACAUACUUACAUAAAUAUAUAUAUAUAUAUUUCAUGUCUAUAUGUCUAAUUUAUAUACAUAUAUAUUUUUAAUUUAAUUUCCGUUGUGCAAUAUUUAAUAAUUUGUCUCGAAGAAAACGAAAAAAAUGUGGAAGAAAAAACAACAACAACCAAAUGGUAGCUGAAUAUGCAUAUAUUAUAAACGAACGCGCAAAUUAUAUACAUAUAUUCGUGAAACGAUUUAAUUACAUAUGAUAAAAUUUAACAUAGUGCGAGUGCAUCUAUUCAUGAUUUGGACAAAGAUUUUCCUUAACUGAUGAAAUUUUGAUAUUUUAGUACAUAUUCUUAUUAGCUUAUUGAAUAUUACUGCAACUGUUAUCAUUUAUUUAUUAUAUUACGUAAUACUUUUAAGUAAAAUUAUAUAUUGAUUUGUAAAUGUAAUGCUGGACAAAAUCUGUGCCAUUAAGCAGAGCAAUCUCAUUUAAAAUUACAAACGGUAGAAAAAAUUAGUAUUUACACAUACACAUACACAUUUUUUACAAAAAUGAAUUUUGAUAUUUCCAUUUUUACCAGUUAAUCGCAAAGCUAGCAUUUGUAGAAACAUUAAAGUAUUGUUUAUAUAUCGAAUAUUAUCUAUAACAUUAAAUAUUUUUCUUUUUAAUGUUUAUAUUGUAUUAGUUCCAUAAUCUACAUUACGCAUGUAAACAAACGCAUAUGCAACAAGAUAACUAGAAAAAAGAAAACAAAAACAAAAACAAAACACAUUGUAGAAAACACAGUGUAUUGGAAAGGUUAGUAAAAGAAAAAUCGUAUUAAAACAAAAUAUACUAUAAAUACUAAAUUUAUAAAAUAUAUUUGUAUUGUAAAUGCGUGUGACUAUUAUAACUGUAUUUGUUAAGUUUUAAUUUAUUCGUAAUUUACUUGUAUACCUAUGAUAAUUAAAUGACAUCGCCAAACGCUGUAUAUGCUGAAAUUUCUAAAUUGAGUUGAUAUUAAUGCUGAUGUUUGUUCAAUAUCAACAAUGGCGUUGUGGUUAACUUUGACUAAAUACGAAAAACCGACUUCAUGUAAUUGCUGUAA
Messenger RNA from Ceratitis capitata (Mediterranean fruit fly), 1924 nucleotides. Its product is annotated as coiled-coil domain-containing protein CG32809-like. NCBI's taxonomy places the organism in Eukaryota, Metazoa, Arthropoda, Insecta, Diptera, Tephritidae. The coding region runs from base 1 to 645 and encodes 214 amino acids. The record is from RefSeq and is a predicted model, not a curated record. The transcript is spliced from 2 exons.